This is a messenger RNA of Bombyx mandarina (wild silkworm), 1252 nucleotides long. It is a transcript of the gene Rab6, whose product is annotated as RAS oncogene family member Rab6. Lineage: Eukaryota; Metazoa; Arthropoda; Insecta; Lepidoptera; Bombycidae. The record is from RefSeq and is a predicted model, not a curated record. Gene Ontology annotation, molecular function: GTPase activity; GTP binding.
UUCGUCGCGCCGUCAGUCUGCCGUAACGUGGCGGCGCUGCGCUCGCCUGUCGCAGGAGUGGUUCGAACUGUCAUUGUGGAACGUUCAUUUUCAUGUAGUUUUCUGUGAUAAGAUUACUGUAAAAUUAUAGUUUAGCGUAUUAAUUAAAACAAUAACGAUGUCUACAUCGGGUGAAUUUGGUAAUCCUUUACGCAAAUUCAAGCUUGUCUUUCUCGGCGAACAGAGUGUUGGGAAGACGUCUCUCAUCACUAGAUUCAUGUACGACAGCUUCGACAAUACUUAUCAGGCAACAAUUGGAAUAGAUUUUCUAUCGAAGACUAUGUACUUGGAAGACCGUACGGUGCGACUCCAGUUGUGGGACACUGCGGGCCAAGAGCGGUUCCGGUCCCUCAUACCUUCAUACAUAAGAGAUUCGACUGUGGCGGUUGUUGUUUAUGAUAUCACUAACGCGAACUCAUUCCACCAGACUUCGAAAUGGAUCGACGACGUUCGCACGGAGCGUGGUUCUGACGUCAUCAUCAUGUUGGUCGGCAACAAGACCGAUCUCUCGGACAAGAGACAGGUCUCGACCGAGGAAGGCGACAAGAAGGCCAAGGAACUGAACGUGAUGUUCAUAGAGACAAGCGCCAAAGCUGGUUACAAUGUUAAACAGUUAUUCCGAAGAGUAGCUGCUGCCCUGCCUGGCAUGGACUCUGCUGAAAACAAACCUCCCGAAGACACUGUGGACUUGCAGACCCAAUCUCCGAUGUGUUCGGUACAGGAGGGGAACGAGAGCGGAUGCGUGUGUUAAGCACUGGCUGUGUUCAGCCCACCAGCCCGGCGCACCCCUCGCACUGCUUUAUAUCCUUAACAUCAGCGCACAACGUCUGUUAGCAAAAUGGGUAGCAGAAAAUCGGCACAGCGCGAUAACGUGUGCCGCAACCUCAAUCGAAUCCGUUAUCUCUGUAUGUUUUAUAAAAAAAUACUAUUAAUAUUGUAAGUGAAAAUAUUUAUCAGUGCUAUUACGUGGUUAUUUUUGAUUACCACGUGUAUUAAACACUGAUUAUGUUACAUGUUUUAAUGAUUGACACAUUGAAAAUAAUCGGUAGACAUUAUUAAAGGUUGCUUAAAAGGGUUUGUUUUUCAUAAAUCCAAAUUUAUUCACAAAAUUAAAGUUUUUGACGUGACAACGUCUUAUAAUUUGAUGGAGCCGGCUACAUGCAUGAAAAAACAUGACUCAUGCGGCGUUACCUCGCUCUGAGGCGUUCCAUUU